AACUCGAACAUCGGACCGGACAACUAGUGGCAGGCACUCUGGACAGCAUAGACCGCAAACACCUUCUCUUAUAUUUGCAGAGGGUUUUUUUUCAGGCUAGAACAUUUCACCAUGUAUCUCAAACUAUUUAUAUUUUUGUUGGUUGGAAACGUUGCAACGGCUGCGUUUUCUAACGGGAGUUCCAUCGGGAGGUCGUUUACCAGAUGGAAGGAGUUGGUCACCGAUGAGCCGUUGGAUCUAACAGAACUAGACGACAUUUUAGUCAACACCUCGGAGCAGAGCACUAACAAGUCAACAUCUGGACCCAAUAACAGAUCCAGACCUGUACCUUGGAACCAGGUGACGCGCAGGUACUACCUGUCAGAGGAGGUGCAGAGCUUCCUCCGCGGCCGGGUGUCCACCAUCUUCAUCCCGUCGGUCUACGCCCUCGUCUUCGUCAUCAGCGUGCCGCUCAACGCCGUCGCCACGGUUACCUUCGCCCGGAAGAUCCGUCCCAUGAAGCCGGCGGUGGUGUACAUGCUGAAUCUGGCGUGCGCCGACCUCCUCUUCGCCCUACUGCUGCCCUUCAAGAUGUCCUACCACUUCGGCGGCAACGACUGGACGUUCGGCCCGGGGAUGUGCAGCUUGGUCACGGCUGCCUUCUACUGCAACAUGUACUGCUCGGUCCUCCUCAUCGCCUCCAUCAGCGUGGACCGGCUGCUGGCUGUGGUCUACCCCAUCCAGUCUCUGUCCUGGAGGAGCCCCAGGAACGCGGCGCUAGCCUGCGCCGGCAUGUGGGUCCUGGCUGUGGGCGGCUCCCUGCCUCUUCUCGUCUCCCGGCAGGACUUGUACCACGAGCAGCUGGGCCUCACCACCUGCCACGACGUCCUGGACGAGGACCUCCAGGGCCGCUACCUGUACUUCUUCCCCGCCUUCUCCUGCCUCCUCUUCUUCCUGCCUCUCCUUGUCACCUCCGUCUGCUACGCGCGGGUGAUCUGGGCGCUCAGCGUGGUCCCUCUCGGGGUCGUGGGUCGCUCGCAGAGGAAGGCCCGGGCCGUGGUGAUGGCGGCGGCCGUGCUGGUGGUGUUCGUGGUCUGUUUCACCCCCACCAACUCCCUGCUCGUGGCUCAUUUCCUGCAGUUUGCUGAAGGGGGCCGUGCCGGGGGUGCCGACGCCAUGUACACAGCCUACCUGGUGUCUGUGUGUGUGGGCAGUCUGAGCUGCUGCCUGGAUCCCCUGGUCUACUACUACGGCUCGUCGCAGUGCCAGAGACACCUGGCCAGCGUGCUCUGCUGUCGGGCUGGUCCGAAGGGUGGCAAGGGUCUGUACUCUGGUUCGAGCAGGUCCAGCACUAGAACCAGCUCUGGAACCUCCACCCGCAUCACCAAGGUGAACGCAUUCCAAGAGAGGCACAGCAGCCAGUGCCAGAAGCUACUGGUCUGAGAGGGAGACACGUCUGUUUUCUGAUUGGCUGACUGACUGACUGUCUGGCGCACACAUGUGCGCCAAACUCCCAAAAUGAAGAAGAGAAUUGUGAACUUCCACUGUCAACUAGAUCAAGGAAACAGACCUAUUUUUAAAGAGUAAAAAAUGAAUAUGUGGUUUAAAAAAGAAGAGAUAAAGGCUUUCCAUUUGUCCCACUAAAGUGGGAUAACUUAAGUGGGAUAACUUAAGUCCUGUUUAUAUUUUUGUAUGACCUACGCAGCUCUUAAAACUAACACUGAACAAUAAAACUACAUUGAUCUUUACACAGCCAAUCUUCAUGUAUGUUCUUUGAAUUAAAUUUAGCUUUGUGUUGUCUCUUAUAAGAUACUCUAUUACUGCUGAUUCUUACAAAUGUUUGUAUAUUGUUGCAUAUUGUUAAACGUAUAAACCGCCUGCAUUAAUGCUGUGCACUGUAACCUAACGGAAGUCACAUAAUUGCACAGUCCUUCACUUGCGUUAGGCUGCCCUCUGCUGGAUUACAAGAGUCAAGACAUUCUUGGUGCUGUUCAGGUGUAGUUCCUGCAGGUGGCGCUACAUAUCCAGCUAAUCUAAGAUGAUGUUUUGUAUAGGUCAGUUUCUAUAGCUGUGCUCUAAUAUCUCUAUUGCUACUGUCUCUGAACAUCUGAAAGCCAAAUAAAUAAAUAAUGUUUG
Osmerus eperlanus (European smelt) is the source of this 2115-nucleotide messenger RNA. Its product is annotated as proteinase-activated receptor 1-like. The record is from RefSeq and is a predicted model, not a curated record. Gene Ontology annotation, biological process: thrombin-activated receptor signaling pathway; positive regulation of Rho protein signal transduction; blood coagulation. Gene Ontology annotation, molecular function: thrombin-activated receptor activity. NCBI's taxonomy places the organism in Eukaryota, Metazoa, Chordata, Actinopteri, Osmeriformes, Osmeridae. The transcript is spliced from 2 exons. Gene Ontology annotation, cellular component: plasma membrane. The coding region runs from base 112 to 1422 and encodes 436 amino acids.